Molecule: messenger RNA, 3915 nt
Organism: Penaeus indicus
Lineage: Eukaryota; Metazoa; Arthropoda; Malacostraca; Decapoda; Penaeidae
Exons: 11
Coding region: 1-3915 (1304 amino acids)
Biological process (GO): DNA integration
Molecular function (GO): nucleic acid binding
Source: RefSeq, a predicted model, not a curated record
AUGAAUGGUUCAACAGUUAGGGAGGAUACUAAGAGUGAAAUAGACAAACUCAGUGAAACGAAUGUGUUCACACUAAAUACGCUAGUUCCACUUCAUGCUUGGGAAUUUGAAAUAGCAAUACCAGUUCAUCUUUUUCUGAAAAUACAACAUGAAAACGACGCAGACACUCAAGUAAACAUAGUCUUUGCAUGGGUGCAACUUGCAGAGAAGAAUUUGCCCACUGGCAUUGAGAUCAUCUACCGGUGUGACAGCAAGCUCUUCAACCACCGGUGCCUACGUGCAAAAACCAAGCUCGUGCAAAGAUUUGUUGAGCUCCAUGCCUCAGCUAUAACUGCCUGUGCUGCUGCGUACUCACCAAACAUACACAUGAAUGUUAAAACCCUUGAGAAUGUGAGUAAGUUCUUCAAGUACCAAGGCAGUUACUCAUCUGCCAGUGUUGUGGUUGACAGCGAGAUCACUUCUCAGAUCAGCAGCUUUUGCUCAACUCCGGUGCACCGAAAGUGUCAUAAUACUCGCUCUGCCAUGUCAACAGCCAUCAAAAUUGCCGAUGACGAAAAUUUUCGUCACACUCCAAGAAUGAAUAGGAAAACUAACGAUUCAUAUGGCGCACUUAUGACUUUCCAAAGACAUUGUAUUAGAUACUUCAAGAGAGAAAAUGAGUCUAGCGAUGAGUUUGUGAAUAGAUGUGAAGCUCAAGCCAAGAGAUGCAAAUUUACUGAGGCAGAACAUGAAACAAGAAUCAUUGAGCAAUUCAUGGAUAGAGUAUACAGUAACGAUUUGCAAAGAAGCCUUAAUAUGGAAGGUGAAGACAUAAGGUUGAGCAAAGCCAUUGACAUUGCCAGAUCUCAUGAAGCAACUAUUAGAGAUAACAGAGACAUGAGAGCCAAAACAGUCAAUUAUGACCUAAAUGUCGAUGCCGUGGGACGCCAUAAAUUUGCAAGGGCAUCAAAAUCAUGCAACAAAUGUGGGCGAGCACACAAUAAAUACCCCCCACAAUCCUGCCCAGCAUAUGGUGCCAGGUACAAUACAUGUGGCAAGAUGAACCACUGGCAAAAAAUGUGCUUUUCAAUACCAGAAACCAAGAGUAAGGGCACAAGCCAAAGUCAUUAUGCCGGAAAUAAAGUCCUUAGGAAUCUCAACUACGACAAACCCAAGAAAGCUAACAGAACAUCUGCCGUGCAUGAGUUCAGCCAAGAUGACCCCAAGGAGGAUUAUUUUACAGUGAGUUCUGUUAGAGUGGCUGAGGUAUCGAACAGUAAUGAUAGCGAGGCUCUGAGAUCUAUCAAAGUCAAGAUCCCUAGCAACAAGACUGGCUCAAUGACAGUCAAAGUCGAUACAGGUGCUGGAGCAAACCUGCUCCUGAUAAGAGCAUUUCGAAUUAUGUAUCCAGAUUUAUUAGAUGCUCAUGGGAAGCCGAAAACCUAUCUGACAAACAACCAUCAGAACUUGAUUGCAGUGAACAAUAUGAAACUCAAGCAUUUUGGGUCGAUCAAUUUAAAGCGCACCUUCGACAAGGAAAACUGGAUUGAUACAGAUUUCUACAUUAUGGAGCAAGAAGUUGGACCUAUUAUUUUGGGUCUGCCAAGCCUGAGAGCCCUAGGCAUGGUAACAAUUCAUGAGGCGCGGAUGCAUCCUCAAACAACCAUGGCCGUCCAGUCAGUGGAUGAUUUAAAGAAAUCAUACCCGGAUCAGUUCGAUAAAGUUGGGAAUUUCCAUGGAAAAUACCACAUAGUGCUGAAAGAGGGCUCGAAACCAGUUGUUCAUGCACAGAGAAAAAUUCCUAUACAUAAAAAGGAAGAACUUCAAAACCAGCUCGAAGACAUGGAAAAAAAGGAGUUAUCAAAAUGGUGUCGGGACCUACAUAUUGGGUCAACAGCAUGCAAACUUGAUGCAAAGAAUGGCUAUUUGUCAGUCACACUUGACGAAACUAGUUCAUUCCUCACUACAUUCAACACUCCUUUUGGCCGCUACAGAUAUCUCAGAAUGACUUUUGGCCUGGUGAUUUCACAAGAUGUUUUCCAGCAAAAACUGGAUCAGAUCCUUGAAAACUGUCCUGGUACCAUUGGCAUUGCUGAUAUCGGUAUUAUAUACCAGCGUGGCUCCCACGUGGACACUCGCCCACGCUUGGCGCGCCCCAGGCUACCGAGCCCCAAGCGACACUGCCCUCAUCGUCCCGUGGCGUGGCGUGGGCUGCUCGGAUACUUAAGGCCUGCGUGUGACCCCGGUCAUCAGAGUGUGCCCGCCGCUGUGCUGGCCCAAGGUCAGCGCCUGUCCGCCUCAGGAACAAGUGAAAUUCUUCGGAACUGUUUACGACACGGAAGUCUCUCAGAUCCAGACAAGGUAUCAGCAAUUAAAGCACUGCCGAGCCCAACAAAUGUUACAGAGCUGCAACAAUUUUUGGGAAUGGUCACAUAUAUGUCACCUUUUAUCCCAAACCUGGCUGAUGAAACUGCACCACUUGGAAAUGCAACACUGGUACAUUUCAAUCCAAACAAACCAAUAGUCAUACAAGUAGAUGCAUCACAAAAGGGUAUUGGUGCUGCAUUAAUGCAAAAUGACAAGCCUAUCGCUUAUGCAUCCAAGUCUCUGUCUGAAACAGUGCAACGUUAUGCCAAUAUUGAAAGGGAACUACUUGCAGUGGUAUUUGGAUGUGAAAGAUUUCAUACUUAUGUAUACGGCAAAGCAUUCCAGGUGGAGAGUGACUACAAACCACUAGAAAUUAUUCAGCUAAAGAAUCUGACAACUGCACCACCCAGACUGCAGCAUAUGCUGAUGAGGCUGCAGCACUAUGAUGUCACAAUCCGGUACAAGCCAGGAAAAGACCUGUUACUAGCAGACGGUCUAUCACGCUUGUCAUCAACGGACAAUCAACAUAUUGUUCCAGACCUACAGAUCAACUUUGUUACAUUCAGCAACGAGAAACUAGUCACACUUCAACAGGAAACCUCAAGAGAUGUCUUCCUGCAUGGACUGAAAGAAGUCAUUAUACAAGGAUGGCCAGAAAAGAUGAAAGACCUACCGAGAAUGUUGCAACCAUACUGGUCCUUCAGAGACGAGCUAUCUAUUGAAGAUGGGCUUGUGAUAAAAGGCAGCAGAAUCAUAAUCCCAGUUUCCAUGCUGAACCUUGUGCUCGACCCUAUCCACGUAGGACACCAAGGCAUCACGAAAUGCCAACUUCGAGCCAAAGACUGUGUCUACUGGACUUCAAUCAACAGGGACAUUGAAGAUAUAGUUCAGCAAGAAACUUCAAGGUCACAAACAAAGGAAACCCUCAUCCCGCAUGAACUUCCUACACGACCAUGGCAGUAUGUUGGAACAGACCUUUUCCAUUAUGGAGAAAAUAACUACCUGAUUAUAGCGGACUACUCAAAGUUUCCAGUUAUCAGGAAAAUGCCCAUGCACGUCACAAGCACAGCUGUGAUCAAGGGAUUGAAGAACUUGUUUUCUGAGUACGGAGUUCUUGAAAAAGUAUAUAGUGAUAACGGACGCCAAUAUAGCUCAGAAGAAUUUGCAACGUUCGCUUCGAACUGGGAGUUCGAACAUAUAACAAGCUCAUCCCACUAUCCCCAAUCAAAUGGAUUCAUUGAAAGAAUAUACCAAACCGUCAAGAACACCAUCGACAAGGCAAGAAGAAGCAACAAGGAUCCAGAUAUGCCAUUGUUAACACUACGUACCACACCACUGGAUAGCAAGUUGCCAAGCCCUGCAGAACUUCGGAACGGGAAGAAGAUGAGGAGUAACCUACCCCUUCACCUGCCCACAAAGGAAGGGCAAAAACAAGAUGUGUACGAAAACUUCAAGAAGAAGCAGUACUACGACCGAGGAGCAAAAGACCAACAAGCACUCCUACCAGGCCAAGCUGUUCGAGUUCAAGACCACAUUUCUGGAAGAUGGACACCCGCUACAGUCGGAUAA